AUGCUGUCGGCUUUCAUUCAAACGCUCCUAUGGGCUCAGUGCCUUGCUCGAGAUCUCGAUUUUAACUACUCCAUUGCAACAGAAAAAUUAACUCUCCCAGCACUAGUCGAAGGGAGGACAGCCCUGCCAACUGUACCCAGAACUGUUUCACAGAUGUUGCGGCAUCCCCGACGCAUCGCCAUUAGCUCUACCGACUGUGUAGUUCCAAGUGGACCUCAUCCUUGUCUGCUGAAGCCUGCUUUGAAGAAUGUUCCAACUCAAAUGGUACUUAAUGAGGGCUUACACGGAGGGGAGUACCGAGUUAAGAUGGAGGCAAAGGAAGGAAGCAUCGUCUAUUUACCUUGCAACACUCUUCACGAACUUCGAAAUGAGACGGUCAUCUGGGACCACAACAUGUCAACGAUUGCCGUACUGGGUACUCUUUUUACCAUGGACUCUCGAUUUGACGUUGCCAGCAACAGAUUCUACAGAUGCUCAUAUCCCCGAGCCCCCACUUCUUCCAACCCGCCCUCCUCCAGAGACUACUUCAGUCACCUCGCCGCUGAUCAGGGUGAUGUUUUCGAGGCUUGGGAACUUGUUGUCGAGGGUCUGCAAAUGAGUGACAGUGGUGCCUACCACUGCCGACUGACAGGAGAACAACCCCAGAGUCUUCUCUACCAACUCUCUGUAAAAAUUAGGAUAGAUGCCCCACGCUACGCUCGCCGACAGAGUUCAGCCAACUUUACUUGCUCAAUGCAGAUAACCCACGACGAGUCGUCUCAAGUCAUCAUUGACUGGUAUCGCUCGCCCUCGGGUCAUCGGGGCACAGGUGCGCUACGAAUGAUCGAGAGUCAGGAGUGGAAUAAUGUGAGUGUUUACAAGGAAAUUCUUGGCUACUCAGAGGAGGGUCUGCAAAUGAAUGCAGUAAUGCAAAUCCAUUCAUGCGACUACCAACACACUGGACUCUACGAGUGCCAGGCGCAUCGAAUUAGACAGAACGAACGGUCAAGAGUUUAUGACUCUCUCACAGUUGACUUGACAGCUUUAUCUAGGGUCGUACUCUCGGACUCACCGACGGAGAAACAGCAGGGACAGAGGCGGAGCGAGCAGAAGUGGAUCCAAACUCCCUACGCCAAAAAUUGGACCCUCUUUAUAGAGACGUUGAGUACAACCUCGGCGGUCGAUUCUCCUCGCGGAUCGUCAAAGAAUGUCCAAUCCGCAGGACGUGCCCUUCAUCCUUCGCGUUAA
Messenger RNA from Echinococcus granulosus, 1227 nucleotides. RefSeq lists its product as hypothetical. The transcript is spliced from 6 exons. Gene Ontology annotation, biological process: synapse organization. NCBI's taxonomy places the organism in Eukaryota, Metazoa, Platyhelminthes, Cestoda, Cyclophyllidea, Taeniidae. The record is from RefSeq and is a predicted model, not a curated record. Gene Ontology annotation, cellular component: neuron projection membrane. The coding region runs from base 1 to 1227 and encodes 408 amino acids.